Molecule: messenger RNA, 306 nt
Organism: Trypanosoma theileri
Lineage: Eukaryota; Euglenozoa; Kinetoplastea; Trypanosomatida; Trypanosomatidae
Exons: 1
Source: RefSeq, a predicted model, not a curated record
AUGAUACUGCGUCGUGUGUUGUGUAUACUGGUUUUGCUUCAGUUUGUUAUCUUUAUGGGUGUGGCAGCAAAUGGGAACACUGUUCUUGGUCCUGGCACUGGUCCUGAUCCUGCUGGUCCUGUUCCUCCUCUUCCUGCUGCUCCCCCUCCUAGUCGUGGUGAUAGUGAAGAUCCUAAUCCUGAAUGCGCUGGUGAUUCAGCAGAAACCACAUGUCGUACUUCUACACGUGCAUCUCAUGGAAGUGGUGGUGGUAGUGGAGACACUCAUCAGAGAGGGGAUACAGCACAAAGGCCUGGGACAAGCAAU